Molecule: messenger RNA, 2524 nt
Organism: Folsomia candida
Lineage: Eukaryota; Metazoa; Arthropoda; Collembola; Entomobryomorpha; Isotomidae
Product: zinc finger protein 724
Exons: 7
Coding region: 140-2437 (765 amino acids)
Biological process (GO): regulation of transcription by RNA polymerase II
Cellular component (GO): nucleus
Molecular function (GO): RNA polymerase II cis-regulatory region sequence-specific DNA binding; DNA-binding transcription activator activity, RNA polymerase II-specific
Source: RefSeq, a predicted model, not a curated record
AAAUCAAUCAACAUUUGAGUUGAGUGAGGAAACCUCACUGAGGUUGUAAAUAUUUGGAUUUUUAAUUAACCGCAUUAGUUAAUUGUCAUUCUUUAUUUACCUAAUUUUCACUACACUAUAAAAACUCGAGAAAUACGAGAUGACCAAUAACCUUUGCCUCCUCUGUCUGCAAGCGUUCGACAACGAUGACGACGACGGCGACGACACCGCGGUGAAAACAGAGAAUUCAAUUCAAAUCAAAAUCUUUUGUGAAUUGUUGGCUCCACGUCAAUCCAAUAAUCACAAAGAUUUGCAUCCAUACCAAUUUGGAGAGGAUGAGGUGUGCCAAUUUUGCCCAGAUUGUUACCCCCUCGUCGGCACGGUGGAGGAAAUUAGGAAUCAAAUCGCACUCUUGGAGGAACAAAUGGUGGUGAAAAUUAGAGAAAUCCGAGCCACAAUGUUGGAGUCGUCUUCCUCCUCGUUACGAAAUGAGAGAGAAGAACAAAUGAUGCAAAUUCGCAACAAGAUUAUUCGCGUGACAGGCGACAGUGACGAAGAGGAUGAGGAUUUUAAGGACGAAAUCAAAGAUGAGUUUCAGGAGGAGGACGAAGUUAAAGAGGAAUUUGAAGAAGAAAGCGAAAUCAAGGAAGAAUUUGAAGAGUUUAAGGAGGAGGACGAAAUUAAGGAGGAAGUCGAUGAAUCUGAGUCUGAGGAGGACGAUGUUGAUGUUGAUCCUCUCGGCGAUCUUGACUACGAUGACGACAGAAUUGGUGAUCACGAGACUGAUCCGUUAGGGGAUGACGAGGAGGACGACUUCGCCAUCACUCCUGGUCCCCAAGAGAAGCCGAGCCCGACGUCUAAAUUAACCGUGAAUAAUUCACCACCCCGGCCAAGUAUUCUCAGAACCAAACGGAAACGAGAAGCAUCUCCACCACCCGAAAAACAAGGACGACGUAAACAAAAUUUGGCACAGAUUGUACAACAGUCCUCUCAACUUCCCAUCACACAUCGGCCACCCCCACCAAAAAAUAGCCGUGUCACACAACCAGCCCCUCGUAAAAGUCGUAAAAGCCUUCCCAUUUCUAACGUUCCCAUCGACGACAACAUAUAUUGGGGGCAAGUACCUGACAAUAAUCCCCCCCAAUUCCAUAACUGCCCCUCUUGCUACGAACGUUUCAUCUCAGAAAUCUCCCUGCAUUGCCAUAUCCUUGAACGCCACAACGGAAUUAUCGAGUGCCACGCGCCCUCGUGCGACUCCAAGUUUCGCACGGUCUUCGAGAUGGAGGCGCAUUGGAAGCUGGCCCAUGCAAUCACUCGUGCUCCUGCUCCAAAGGUCCGAGUCCCCUUAGUGUGCAGACUUUGCAGCAGGAAAUUUAGUAAAUCGAAACUUGCCGUACACAUGUUCGUUAAACACGAGACUGGCGAAAAGAAGUAUUCUUGCGGCAAGUGCCCCAAGAAGUUUUGCCUCAUGGAGAACUUCCACAGACAUGUAAACCUGCACAGGUUCGACGCGACAAAACCCUUCAUUUGUGAUGUGUGCGAUUUACGAUUUUAUGACGCCGGGAGUCUCGAACAACAUGGGGCGACGCACAGUAGCAAGUUCAAGUGUGACCAGUGUGGAAAGACGGUUUCGAAUGGGAAAACUCUUGCUAGGCAUAUUCGCAUCCACACGGGCGAAAAAACGGAAAAAUGUUCCCACUGUGAGAAAGCCUUUUUCGACAAGAGUACCUUGCAACGCCACAUCGCGGUCAACCACUCCUCCACUGGGCCCUCGCACACGUGCCACCUUUGUGCGAAGGCGUUUUAUCUCGCUUCCGAUCUCAAGUGGCACAUUGAACGGACACACGAGGGCAAGUGUCAAGCCAAAUGUGACAUGUGCGACGAAAAGUUCCAGCAAAGUAGCACAUUGCAGAGGCAUAAAAUCAAAGUGCACGGGAAAGAUCCUUACCAUUGUGAUGAAUGUUCUGCAACAUUUAAUUCAAAGAAUGGACUACGUAUCCAUAAGAAAAUCCAUGAAGGGAUAAAAGAUCAGAUCUGUGAGACUUGUGGAGCAAGCUUUAUGUGGAAGAAAGAUCUCGUCAGUCACAUGGCAAGUCACAGCUCGGAGCGUCCAUUUCUCUGCUCACACUGCGGAAAGGCUUUCAAGGUCAAGUCCAACUUGGCCAUUCACAUUAAGGGUGUCCACACUCCGGGCUACGUGGCCCCCACCCCGCAUAAAUGCCCCCACUGCGAGAAAUCCUUCCGCGUCCCGUUCUUCCUGAAGGGACACAUCCGUCAGGUUCACACGGGAGAACGACCCUUCGCCUGCGACCAAUGCGGGAAAGGAUUCGCUGUUAAGCAGGCGUUAAAUCUGCAUUUGACCGGAGCUCAUGGCAUUACUGUGGAGAGGACGAAGAAAGAUAGGGUACCCAGGUCGAAGAGGGAUGAUUUUCAAGAAAAAAAGAAACGGGAUACUUAAAUAUGUACUUCAAAUUUUGUAUUUCAUUUUAUAGUAUGAAAUUGUGUAAUAAGAUUUAAAUCGAGUUUUUAUUUAUUUAUAAAUAAA